Messenger RNA from Trichomonas vaginalis G3, 591 nucleotides. RefSeq lists its product as uncharacterized. Bases 1 to 591 code for a protein of 196 amino acids. The transcript has a single exon. The record is from RefSeq and is a predicted model, not a curated record. Lineage: Eukaryota; Parabasalia; Trichomonadida; Trichomonadidae.
AUGGAGAAAACACUGGAUGACUUGGCAUUGCUUUUGAAAGAUUUCGAUAAGGAAUUCCUCAAAAUGAUGGACAUAGAUUCACUUAACAAACCUUUCAAACGAGUGAUGUAUGAAGUAAAGAAAAAUUCGUCAUAUUGGCAUGAUGCUAUUAAAUAUCAAAAAGAAAUCUUCAAUUUAUCGAAGCACCUCAGAGAUCUACACCCAGAUGAAGAAGCAGAAAGUGAUCUUAGCCAAGCUGAAUUAGAUUUUGUUGAUUUACACGUAACAUUGAUGCCAAUAUAUGAUACAGUCAUCGAAAAACUUCGCAACGAAUGCAACCUUUGGAGAAAUUUCAGAUGCAAUACCACCGAAGAGACCGAUCAAACCACAUUGUCACAGAUAGAACAAGCAGAACAGAGAGCAUGGAAUACUGUUGGAAAUACUCUCUCAAAUUCUGAAGUUGGUGAGUUUACAUUCACUUUAUAUCACUUUUCUCGUCAUACCGCACCAAAGUCCAUUCAAUCACUCCAGUAUCAAAACAAAAGGUUGUCAGAAAUACAUCUCAACUAUAUGUGCAAUCACCCUUCAUACAAUCUUAUUGAAGCUCAUUGA